AACAUCCACAGUCGUUCCUCGGCCGAGCAACCGUCUGCAUCGCGCGCAGCUCUCGAAGCGAUUUCGAAGCCCCACAGGCACCAGACCCCUUUGAAGGAUAUAUAGUAUACCCAUCUCCACAGGCGCCGCCAAGUCGCGUUCCGCGUCCCCAAAGGAUUCCCAUAAACAUUCCAAGAAAACAAUGUCAGCGGUGCCGAUGAAAGCCCUCCUCGCUGGCGUUUUCCUGCUGGCCAAUGCCUGGCACAUCACAGCUGCAAAUGAGCAGCGUGAGAAACAGCACUUACAGUGCUGGCACUGCAGUUCGGACACCAUUGGAGCGGAGGAUUUCUGCGAUGUGACCUUCCAGGAGGACAAUAUACCCACUGACCUGAUCAAGGAGCGGAACAUCAAUCUGCUGAGGAGCUGCAACAGCACCAUCAACUCCGAUCACGAGCGAGCCGUUUGCCGCAAAACGGUUGAGGAGAAUAAUGGCAAGCUGAUAACCAAGCGGUUCUGCUACUAUACCAACAAAUCGGAUCCCGUGGAGCUUUGCAACAUCACCAGUCCGGAGAAGAAUGUGCGGCGGAUAUUCUGCCAGGACUGCCUCACCGAUCGCUGCAAUGGAGCCUUCACAGGAGCCUACAUGUUGGAGAUCAUGCUGCUUCUGCCGAUUUUGGCCCUAAUCCAUCAGUUGGCCAUCUAAG
Drosophila suzukii is the source of this 683-nucleotide messenger RNA. RefSeq names its product target of wit (gene twit). The record is from RefSeq and is a predicted model, not a curated record. Lineage: Eukaryota; Metazoa; Arthropoda; Insecta; Diptera; Drosophilidae.